Glossina fuscipes is the source of this 1481-nucleotide messenger RNA. RefSeq names its product serine protease easter-like. Bases 205 to 1392 code for a protein of 395 amino acids. The transcript is spliced from 5 exons. Gene Ontology annotation, biological process: proteolysis. Lineage: Eukaryota; Metazoa; Arthropoda; Insecta; Diptera; Glossinidae. The record is from RefSeq and is a predicted model, not a curated record. Gene Ontology annotation, molecular function: serine-type endopeptidase activity.
AAAACGAGAAGUCAAGUCUAUCAAUCUCAGUUUGCAAGCAAUCAUAGAAAGAAUAUAUAUACUCUUGUUGAAGCUUAAGUUAAAAUAAGAAAAGUCAAAUAUAAAAAAAUCUAUUAUAUUGAAACACAAUAAUAAUAGUCUUAUACGAGAAAAGUUAACACAGAUAUCACGAAUUAAGAAGAAGAAUAAAAAAAAUAUGAAAAUAUGAAAAAAUUGGCUCUUGUAUUAGUCAUCUCAUUUAUUUAUGUGUGGGAAAUUCCAAACUGCUCGCUGGCACAAAUAGUAUAUCCGGGCGAAGAAGCAGAUGUGUCCUAUGUUGCGAGAUGUACAACACCGAAUCGCGAGCGUGCUUUUUGUAUCAAUUUAGAAGAUUGCCAAUAUCUGUAUAAUGUCUUGAUAACGGUGCCCCUCAAGGAUUCCGAUCGCCUUUAUCUAAGUCGUAGCCAGUGCGGGUAUCGAAAUGGCAAAGUAUUGAUUUGUUGCCCCGAACGUUAUAGGCAAAAUGUACAAACUACAACCCUACCAAUUACUUCUCCUGUGAGUAACCUUCUACCAGACACAAGCCAGUGUGGUAACGUGUUGUCCAAUCGCAUUUAUGGCGGUAAUAAAACAGGCAUUGAUGAAUUCCCUUGGAUGGCUUUGAUUGAGUAUACAAAGGGCAAUAAUGACAAAGGUCAUCAUUGCGGUGGAACUUUGAUAAGUGACCGUUAUGUCAUUACCGCUUCACAUUGUGUUAAUGGUCCUUCAAUACCCACCGAUUGGCGCCUAACAGGUGUUCGUUUAGGCGAAUGGGACACAACUACAAAUCCUGAUUGUGAAUUUGAUGUUCGUGGUAAUAAAGAUUGCGCUCCAGAACACUUAGAUAUUGCUGUGGAGAGUGCUUUACCACAUCCUAUGUAUGCACCAAACUCGAGAAAUCAACUUCACGAUAUUGCCCUGCUGCGUUUGGCACGUAGAGUUACUUUCACCGAUUUCGUCAGACCAGUGUGUUUGCCUUUGGACGAUAAUUUAAGGGCAGCAAGUUUUGGUGGCAUUGUUAUGGACGUUGCAGGUUGGGGUAAAACUGAAAACGGGUCUUCCAGCACAGUGAAAUUAAAAGCUCCCGUACAAGGUCUCGAACCUGAAGAAUGCCGUCGAAUCUACAGUCGUCAAAAUAUACACUUAGGGGAUAAACAAAUUUGUGCCGGCGGCAAGGAAGGCGUUGACUCUUGUCGUGGCGAUUCGGGGGGUCCAUUAAUAACACUAAACAAAAGCAACAGGAUAAGAUCUAAUUACUUUUUGGCCGGUAUCGUGUCGUUUGGCCCAACACCUUGUGGUUUAGAAGGCUGGCCCGGAAUUUAUACUUGGGUCGGCAAAUACGUUGAAUGGAUUAUACAAACGAUGAAGCCGUAGCAUGCACGUCCACAGUCUUUGAUAAAUGCUAUUAAUUUUUUUUGGAUUUAUUUAUUUUUACAUCUUUCAAUACAAAUAAAUAAAUAAAU